Messenger RNA from Talaromyces atroroseus, 672 nucleotides. RefSeq lists its product as hypothetical. Gene Ontology annotation, cellular component: FANCM-MHF complex; Fanconi anaemia nuclear complex. Bases 1 to 672 code for a protein of 223 amino acids. Gene Ontology annotation, molecular function: protein heterodimerization activity. Gene Ontology annotation, biological process: DNA repair; replication fork processing; kinetochore assembly. The transcript has 2 exons. NCBI's taxonomy places the organism in Eukaryota, Fungi, Ascomycota, Eurotiomycetes, Eurotiales, Trichocomaceae. The record is from RefSeq and is a predicted model, not a curated record.
AUGCCCGUCAACAAUGGCCUGGAUGCGGCCCAGGCGAAGCGCAAUCGCUUGCCCUUCAAGCCCCCGCGACGGCAGUCUACUGGUAUAGAAGGCUCGUCCAAAACAACAUCCAGCAAAAAGAUAUCUUCUUCUACAGCAUCGACGUCCAAGACAAAGUCUGUCCGAAAACCUACUACUACUAGCACUAUAGAAGCCAGAACGACAAAAUCGAGGAAAAGAAAGGCUCAAUCUCUCUCAUCUGGCUCCGAACCCGCAUCGGACGACGAUGAUGGCAACGAAAGCAACCUUGUCCGCAACAACGACGAUGAGAGCCCUUCGACGAGUAGAAGCGGCUCCCCGCUUGAGGAACCCGAUUACAUACUUGCAGAGAUUGUCACAAAUGACAGGCCACGUGAUAUCGAGUCUGGCGAACCAGGGAUACCACCAAAACUCUUGACGAGGCUUUUACAUCAUCACUUCCAGAAUCCGAAGACGAAGAUUGCGAAGGAUGCAAAUGAUGUCGUUGCAAAGUAUAUCGAUAUAUUUGUCAGGGAGGCACUGGCUCGAGCUGCUUAUGAGAGAGCGGAGGGUAAUGCCGCGAAUGGAGAUGGAGCCGGGAGGUCGGUGAUGGAUGGGUUUCUUGAGGUUGAAGAUCUGGAGAAAUUGGCACCGCAAAUGAUACUUGACUUUUAA